Molecule: messenger RNA, 466 nt
Organism: Emiliania huxleyi CCMP1516
Lineage: Eukaryota; Haptophyta; Isochrysidales; Noelaerhabdaceae
Exons: 1
Biological process (GO): cellular response to hypoxia
Molecular function (GO): peptidyl-proline dioxygenase activity; L-ascorbic acid binding; ferrous iron binding
Source: RefSeq, a predicted model, not a curated record
CUCCGACGGGGCGGUCGACGACCUGCGCAGCGCGUACACCGCGCGGCCAGACGUGGAGGAGGCCGCCUUCGACGCGCUCUACGGGCAGCUGCUCGAGGCGCGCGGCGACCUCGAGGCGCUGCUCGGCCGUCCCCUCUCCCGCGGCGUCGAGGCCACCUUCGUCGUCUACGAGCCGGGAUGCUUCUACAGGAGGCACGUCGACUCGCUCGCGGGCGUCGACCCGGCGGGGAGCGGCGGGCGCGCUUACUCAUUCGUCGUCUAUCUGACGGGCGAGCAGCCGUGGCAGCCGAGCGACGGCGGCGCGCUGCGCGUGUUCUGUGACGCCCUGGGCGAGGAGGUGGAGGAGGAGGUGCUGCCCGCGGCGGGGCUGCUGGUGCUCUUUGAUAGCAAGCGGGUCUCGCACGAGGUGAUGCCGACGAGGCGGCAGCGCACCUGCCUCGUCGGUUGGUUUCGCGAGGAAGUGUAA